Dendrobium catenatum is the source of this 4705-nucleotide messenger RNA. RefSeq names its product pentatricopeptide repeat-containing protein At5g62370. Gene Ontology annotation, molecular function: protein binding. The transcript is spliced from 6 exons. The record is from RefSeq and is a predicted model, not a curated record. The coding region runs from base 1 to 3261 and encodes 1086 amino acids. NCBI's taxonomy places the organism in Eukaryota, Viridiplantae, Streptophyta, Magnoliopsida, Asparagales, Orchidaceae.
AUGUUGCAGCAUUGGGCUGGCAAGCACAGUAGCUUUGAGAGCACUACGGUACCAAGAAAUAUCUCCACAGUAUUGAAGAGCAAAAUUCAAGUUGUUAAUAGUGCAUUGCUAACCGCCCUCAUUGCUCAGCAAAAGCAGGAACUUGAUCGGCUUUGGUUUGUGGUGGUGGUUUUCCAUAAGUUCUUCUUUCGCCAAAUUCUAAUGAUACAACUGAAAAGGUGCCAAUUCCCAUCUUUUUACCAGUUUCACCUUUCCCACCCUUCAAGAAUUCCAAGCCCAGUUCGUUCUGCGACGAACGCCUGCGCUAUUCCAGCCGCAGACGCUUUCCCAUCUUCUCUCCACCGAACUGAUUCCGACCUCGCAGCUUACCGAUUGUCUCUUCUUGCCGUUCUCGCCCGCCGCGGUUUGCUCUCUGCCGCUCGUAAUGUCACCAAACGCAUCAUCAAUGCCUCUCCCUCGCCGGAAGCCGUCGCUGCCUUGAACUAUGCUGUCUCCCUCGGUGUUCCCAUCGACUUUGGUCAGCUCCUCCGCUCUCUCAUAGUCGCCGGCCAGCUUCUCAAGGCCGAUGACCUCUUCACCAAUAGCAUCAAAGACAAAGUUCCCAUUGAUCCCACUGUACUGAAUUCUAUGAUUGAGUGCUACUGCAAGCUUGGGAAGCUGGUCGUGGCCGAAACUUAUUUGGACGAACUCGUCAAAAUCGGAUCUUUGCCGACCGCGAGGGCUUGCGUUGCUGUGCUCCGUGCGCGCUGUGGAGAGGAGAAGUAUGUGGAGGCUUUCAAUCUCUUUUGCGCGAUAGCUGCUCAUGAGGGACUUCUUCCACCUUUAUCAAUCUACAAUCUCAUGAUCUCUGGUUUGUGUUCCAUUGGAUGCGUGGAUCAUGCGCGCUUCAUGUUUGAUUUUAUGUUUAACCUAGGUUUACAACUCACUCCGCGGUCAUAUAAGUGCUUAGUGUAUGGACUUUCCAAGGCAAAUCGAGUUUUAGAAGCUGAGGAUGUAUGCAACAAAAUGGAAUCUCGAGGGUUUUGGCUGGACCGCACGUUGUUUACUUCACUCAUAAACGGGUACCAGAAGGAAGGUAGGAUGGAAUUGGCUUUGAAGGUUUUCAAUAGAAUGAAAGAGAUAAGCUACUGCCAGCCUGAUACCUAUGCGUAUAAUACCAUUAUCCAUGGGUUUUUGAAGCUUGGUUAUGUUGAUUCAGCAUGGAAACUCUUCAACCAGAUGGUGGAGAGAGGCUUGGAACGGAAUGUUGUCACCUAUUGCUUGAUGAUAAACUGGUACAGCAAGAACAGACGUGUAGACCGAGCAAUGGAGCUUUUGAUGGAGAUGCCUGAGUCUGGCAUACCCCCCAAUUUACAGUGUUACACAGCUCUGAUAACUUCACUUUGCAUGGAAAGGAGAUUGGUUGAGGUAGACCAGUUGUUUGAUAAGAUGUUGAACAGUGGUAUUGUUCCAGAUCAUGUGAUGUUUGCCCUGCUUAUCAAUAAUCUACCACGAGGUCAUAGGGCCAUGGUGGUUCAGAAAACUUUGCAUGCUAUUGCUAAUAUUGACUGCAAGAUUGACUUGUUGAGGGUCUCUAAUCUUUCUUCCUGCAAUGAAGGCUUGCAAAGACAAAUUGAAGUGUUGCUUGAUGAGAUAAUGAAAAGUGAUGCAUUUCCUAUUGAUCUGAUUUUUAAUGUUUUGGUUAGUGUAUUUUGUACAGAGGGAAAGAUUGAUGUAGCUUGUACUUUUAUGGAAAAAAUGGUAAGUUGGGGUUAUGAGCCCUCAAUCUCUACUUACAAUUUCUUAAUAAGGUGCAUAUACAAAGAGGGUCGUUUGGAUGAUGUUGGCUCACUUGUCAGCCUCAUUAUGCACCAUAGCGAUUUGCCUUCUAGUCUGGCUACUUACUCCGUUAAAAUUAACGCACUUUGCAAGAUUGGGCAUGUAGACUUGGCUCUUGAACAACUUGAUGAAAUGAUACACAAGGGCUUUGAUCCUACCGUUUCUAUUUAUGAUUCAAUAAUUGGGUCCUUGUGCAGAGAAGGAAGAAUAAGGAAGGCUGACAUGACUUUCAAUGGCAUGCUUAAAGCCGGGGUUAAUCCUGAUGAGGUAGUGUAUGCCACACUUAUUAACGGUUAUUGUGUAAUGGGAAGAGCAGUUCGGGCUUGUCGUCUUUUCGAUCAGAUGACACAGCGAGGGUUGUUGCCUAGUUCACGUGCUUAUAGUGCACUUAUAAAUGGGCUGAUUAAGAAAAACAUGUUUAGGAAUGCUUGCCAUUUUCUUGAUAGGAUGUUAGAGGAUGGUUUUGUUCCGGACACCGUUCUGUACACCAUGCUUGUUAAUCAGUUCUUGAGGAAAGGGGAAGUUGGAUUAGCCUUGGAAAUAUUCGACCUCAUGAUAAGGAAUCAGAUUGAGCCUGAUCUUGUUGCAUAUGGAUCUCUGAUAACUGGACUUUGUGGUCACAAAAGGGGUGUCAGAAGUCUCUCACUAAUCAAAAAAUUCAAGAAAACAAGAUACAUUGUUUUUAGAUUGGAAUCUAGAGGAAAAGUUACAUCCCGAAUUCUUCACAGUAAAAGGCUAUCUUCCAUGUCAAUAAUGGAAAAGGUCAAUUUUGCAUUAGGAAAAGUGCAGGAUCUUAUAAAUAGUGGGUUGUUACCGGACCUGCACAUCUAUAAUGGUAUAAUUCAUGGACUUUGUAGAGUUAAUAGGAUAGAAGAUGCUUAUAAGCAUAUUGCUUACAUGCAUGAUAAUGGCAUUGCUCCGAAUCAGGUGACUUACACCAUUCUUAUGAAGGCUUUUAUUAGAUCUGGUGAUAUUAAUUGCGCGAUCUGCUUAUUUAAUCAGAUGAAUUCCAAUGGAUGUAUUCCUGAUAAAAUUUCAUACAAUACAUUGAUAGUGGGCUUUUGUAUGGCUGGUAGGGUGAUUGAGGGAUUAUCACUUGCUCAUGGGAUGCAGAAGAGAGGUCUCCUUCCAAACAAGAUUUUAUAUGACCAAUUGCUUCAAUGCCUUGUUUCUUGUUGUCCUAGCAAUCUAGCUAUCCUGCUUUUAGAAGAGAUGAUCUCAAAUAAUCAUGCGCCACAUUCGAGUAAUUAUAAUAGAAUACUUUGGGAACUUUCUAUGAGGUCCAAUUUAUUGGAAAUUCGCAGAGUUUAUAAUCUGAUUCUUAAAAUGGGAAAAAAACCAGAUGAGAACACAAAGAGGCAUCUUUUGAAAACAUGCUACAGUCAAGGAGAAUUUGACAUGGCUUUGAACAUAGAGGAGAACAUGCUCAUUGGUAAUGGCUAACUGUUGAUUUUCUGGUACAUGAUACAAGGUUUCUCAGGUCAUCAUACACAAACUUCCAGCGUCACUAUAUCAAACAUUUGCUCUCUAUUCUUUUGAAGCCUUCAUCGUGCCUAUAACCAAGAAAAUUGGAAUAGGGCAAAUGAUUAAUUGUUUGUGCCCCUCCCUCUCUGCAUACGAAGACAUACCGGCCAAAUUUUUUCCAUAAAUAAACACCAAUAAGAAAGGCCACAAAGAGAAGAAAAAAAAAAUUCAAUUGUCUUGGUGUUUUGUUGAGAGAUGUUCUAUAUUUAGCUAUGAGGCCAACAAGGCUGGUCUGGUCUGUGUGAUUCUUUGCUGAGUAAGGUUAUAUUUCUUGUGACACAAGAACAAAGAUGAAUGAUUGCCAUGAAGCCAAUCUGCCACAAAUAGCUUGAUAAGGUCAUUGGUCAUCAUGUCCAAUAGGCUAAAGGCUAACCAUGUGAGAGCCAUCCAUAAGUUGCAGGAAAUGAGGUGGUACUACUGUUGUUAUUUGGCACAAGCAAUUCGCUGCACCGAUCAGUAUUGUGCAUAUUGAAAACUGGCAUCCAAAAAGGCAUGGGUUGGCUUUCACGUUAAUGGAAACUGAUUGGAAAUAGGAAUUUCUGAAGGGAUGCUGCUUUUGGAUUAUUAGAGAGAGAGUAGUUAUAGAUUGAGGGCUCACAUUCCUAUCCUUAUCUGAGUUUGGAUUGCAUACAAGCCGUUGUUGUCAUGGCAUAUAAAAUUCGCAGACUUCCCUGUUCACAAUUCAGCUUUAGGUGAUUCCGGGAGUGUAAAGAAAUCCGUGGAAUGGUCAAGGAAUUCGCAGUUUUCCUGUAGCAAUAGGCGGAGAGAAUUCCUGUAGCAAGGAUCGCAAGUCUCCUGUUGCAAGCAGCGGCUUUGGUUCCGUAGACUUCUAGAUUUAUGAACAUUGCAUUGUAAAGGAAAUUCUAUUGUAACAUUGAAGGAAGGAAAACAAAUGCAUGUAAGUGAAAUGAUCAGAUUUUUAAUGAACUUAUUAGAGAUCAGUAACCAAGAUUUUUAUGUGAUUAAUUUAGAAUUUUAUGAUGAAAUUGUAGAUUGAAGUAAUUUGAAGGAACAAUGGUUUUGGUGUGGUAUUUUGGAAAGUAAGAGUUGAAGUACAAUAAGUGGUAGAAGAGAAUGAUUCUUUGGACUAUGCAAAGUAGAAGUUACGAGGUUACUUGCAAUCGAAGAAGAGUAUGAGGUGGAGUUAAAAAGACGAAUCAGCAAUGAGGUAAGAAAUGCAAAAUUAAUGUUUAAAAAAAACUUGUGUUAUGAAUCAUUUAAAUUGCUUUUGAAAGUUUUUUCUCCAAUAUUUUGAAUAUGACCUACUGCUUAUACCUUUGCUAUUACAUAAGUUCAAGAUAAUGUUUUGUAAGGUUAUUUAAAAGCUUUUCAAUUUAAGAAGGUUUUGGAAAGAUAUAAAUAU